Messenger RNA from Apaloderma vittatum (bar-tailed trogon), 649 nucleotides. Its product is annotated as formin-binding protein 1-like. The annotation marks the transcript as partial. Lineage: Eukaryota; Metazoa; Chordata; Aves; Trogoniformes; Trogonidae. Gene Ontology annotation, molecular function: protein binding. The record is from RefSeq and is a predicted model, not a curated record. The transcript is spliced from 4 exons.
GCCUGGCUCUCUGAGGUUGAAGGUAAAGUAGCAGCCAGAAGUGAUAGGCGGCACAGCAGUGAUAUCAACCACCUUGUAACACAGGGCAGAGAGAGCCCUGAAGGGAGUUACACGGAUGACGCAAAUCAGGAAGUUCGAAGCCCAGCUCAGCAACACGCACAUGCAAACGAGUUUGAUGAUGAGUUUGAAGAUGACGAUCCAUUACCCGCUAUAGGACAUUGCAAGGCAAUAUAUCCAUUCGAUGGUCAUAAUGAAGGCACUCUAGCUAUGAAAGAAGGGGAAAUUUUGUACAUUAUUGAGGAGGACAAAGGAGAUGGGUGGACAAGAGCUCGAAGACAUAAUGGAGAGGAAGGCUAUGUGCCAACAUCAUAUAUAGAUGUAACGCUAGAGAAAAACAGCAAAGGUUCCUGAAGCGGGUUUCUGAGAAAAUGGGCGAGAUCUUGAAGGAGGUUACAUGCAGCUGCUGGGGGUGGAGGGGGGUGGGGGGUACUAGAUGGGGAGGCCCAAGGGGAAAAGCUAGUUGCAUGAAUGCAUGCAGACGUACAUUUAGUCACUAACAUCUUAGCAUCUCCAUACAUAGGUAAGGACAUAUUACAAAUUCUUCCAUUUGUGCAGGAAAAUAAGACUUCCUUUUCCAGAGUAAAAAGGC